AUGAGACGUUUUAGGCGUUUAGUUGUACUGGCAGUUCAACUUGCAGUCCUUGUAUGUACAAGUUAUCAACUGACAAAAUUACUAUUUCAAUUCAAAUGGGAGGAACAAUUCGGCUUAUCACGAAAUGAUGAUGGUUUCUCCUUCAAUGAAUUACCACGUGAAACUUACUCAAGUUCAGUAGGUAAUUUAAAUCAGACCUAUUAUACUGCAUCACAAAUGAAGAAGUAUGAAAAUAAAAUUACACUCGGAUUUACUGAGAAAGAUCUUGAAGAAUUGUAUGAAAGGAAUUCCACUCCAGCUGCCAGAAAAAUAAUUCUCAACUAUGGAAACCUUCGCAUCAAUAUUAUUCGAAACUUCUCCUUCUGUUUCGCUUGUGAUUGUGAACUGAUUUUCGACAGAUCAAGAUGGCUUGAAGCCGAUGUUAUAAUCUUGACAGAUCACUUGUAUCCUAAAGGUCCAAGACCACCAAAUCAACUAUGGUUCAUUUUUGUACAUGAACCUCCCCCAUACAUCAGAAUCGCUGAUGGAUUGGAAAAUAAAGUCAACUACACAAUCUCUUAUCGAAUGGAUUCAACAAUUUAUUUACCGUAUCACAAUUAUAUCCCAUUUGUUGCUAGUCAUGGUCCAGAUACAAAAUACGUACUCCCUUCCCAUAACUAUGCCACUGGUAAAUCUAAAAUGGUAGCAUGGUUUGUAAGCAACUGUCAACCUAAAGGUCCGAGAAUGAUGUAUGUAAAAGAAUUAUCUCGUUAUAUUCAAGUUGAUAUUUAUGGUCGGUGUGGCAAUAUGACAUGUCCUAGAGAAGUAGAUUCUCAAUGUUUUACUCUACUCGGAAAGCAUUAUAAAUUCUACCUGAGUUUUGAAAACAGUUUAUGCCCUGAUUAUAUUACGGAAAAGCUUUACAGAAAUGCAUUAAUCAACAGUGUAAUUCCAGUUGUGAUGGGUGCCUCAUAUGAAGAAUACAAGCGUGUCGCUCCUCCUCAUUCAUUUAUUCAUGUGGAUCAGUUUGAAUCCCCAGAAAAGCUUGCCAAUUAUUUGAAGUAUUUGGACAGAAACGAUACUGCGUACAAUGAGUACUUCUCAUGGUAUGAGCAUGGGACCAUAGAUGUUUGGUUUCCAUUGCCUCAAUGCGCUAUAUGCUUAUUGGCACAUACCGCUCAUAAACUGAAAUCGUAUACAUUCCCAAAUGUUUCGAAAUGGUGGAACGAUGCUUGUGUUGGUCGUAAACUACGCUGGAAUUCUGUCGAUUAG
Schistosoma intercalatum is the source of this 1251-nucleotide messenger RNA. Lineage: Eukaryota; Metazoa; Platyhelminthes; Trematoda; Strigeidida; Schistosomatidae. The record is from the annotation of a GenBank genome assembly.